Messenger RNA from Clarias gariepinus (North African catfish), 1926 nucleotides. It is a transcript of the gene asb4, whose product is annotated as ankyrin repeat and SOCS box containing 4. Gene Ontology annotation, biological process: intracellular signal transduction. Gene Ontology annotation, cellular component: cytoplasm; nucleus. Lineage: Eukaryota; Metazoa; Chordata; Actinopteri; Siluriformes; Clariidae. The transcript has 5 exons. The record is from RefSeq and is a predicted model, not a curated record. Gene Ontology annotation, molecular function: protein binding. Bases 16 to 1245 code for a protein of 409 amino acids.
GAAAACGCUGACAGAAUGAAGCCUCGGUUUCUUUCCGCGCUGCAGCGCAAUGACGCCGAAGAUGUGGACGAAAUCCUCCGCACCACCAACUUCGAUAUCGACACGGUGUUCGACGUGGAGGACCGAGGAAGAAUACUGGCGUCCUAUAAGCAAGGUUACUGGCUACCAGACUAUAAGCUGGAGUCUUCCUGGGCGAUGGGCAUUCACAUAUGUAUGCUGCACAAUGCGGUGGAGAGUGCCUUGGUGCUUCUGCAGAGGGGAGCAGCUGUGAACAGGAAGCCCAAUGGGAAAACACCCCUGCAUGUGGCUUGUGAAUUGUCUCAUGCUGACUGCGUGGCUCUACUGCUCAACUGGGGGGCAAAGAUCAACGGCAUGUCCCUGAGUGGACACACCCCACUGCAUUACUGCAGUACACAGGAGUCGGUGGAGUGUGCCAGACAGCUGAUACUUAAAGGAGCAGAUGUGAACAGACCGAGCCAGAACACCGACGAAGACAGUCCACUACACAUAGCUGCACGCCUCGGUAUACCUGGGCUGGUUGGCCUUUACGCUGCGCACCGUGCUAAUGUAAAUGUUCCCAAUGCCCGUAUGGAGACCCCUUUAAUCACUGCUGCAUUCUGGGCUAUGGAUACCCGUGAACAGACGUAUAGUGAGAAGCAUCAUCUUGUGUGCCGCAUGUUGCUGGACUAUGGGGCUAAACCAAACAUCCAAGAUGAAGACAAAAAAACAGCCCUUCACAAAGCCUCAUGGAACUGUGACCAAGCACUGAUGCAGAUUCUGCUUGAGGCCGGGGCUGAUCCCAAGAUUAUGGACAUGAACGGUUGUGCACCGAUUCAAUACGUGCUAAAUAUGGGGCAGAUGCGUCCUUACUGUGUACCAUAUCGCUGCUUCCAGCUCCUGCUUAACUAUGGAGCACCUAGAGUCUACCCAAAACAAUUCCACAAGGUGUUGCAGCUGAGCCAUGAUGACCCCAGGACAGUCGAGGUGAUGGCAAAUUCCUAUGAGCAUCUCACGAGUACCCCAAAAUGGAGAGCAGCUAUUCCUGAAACAACAUACAAGAGCCACACAAGGUUUUAUGACUCAUUGUUUGCUGCCUGCACAAGUCCACGUUCUCUGCAACACCUGGCCAGAUGUGCCAUCCGCAUGGCGAUGUGCUGCUGCAUUGAAUCGGGUGUCAGAAGACUUAAAUUACCUCCAUCAAUCAAACGAUACAUUCUGCUCGAACCAGUGGGAAUCAUAUACUAGUCACUGUAUUAGGCAAAGGUGAAGUUACAACAUGUCUAUCUUAAGUACAUGAACCCUGCUGGAAUAUGCAGUAAGUGGUUUUAGAAAGAUUUUGCAGCUUGCGCUGAAGCUGAUGUUUUGUGAACACACUAUAUUAAUAUUUUGAGUUAAAGAUUAAUUAAGAAUACUGGAGAAUGAUUGCUGAGAUUUGAUCUCAACAACCAAACAAAUACAAAUUAUGCACCAAACCCACUGCUAGUGUUUUUAAUUAUUCUUGACUAUUAAACCCUUUGCUAGGCAACUACCAAGAUAUAUAGCGAACAACAAUUAAUGUAAGCCAACAAGUUGCUACUGCAAAGCGAAUAUGUAAGCAUAUGACAGGACGAGACAGUUCUUUUCCCCCCUUGUUCAUAUAUCCUUAUUACUUUUUGGUUGCUCAGACUUUCAUCUCAUUGAUUAGUAAAAUCAAGCACAUUAUCUUUGGUAGUUCUCUUUGAACAGAACUUCACUUACGGUACACCUAAAUUUUAGUGCAUAAUAAUCAACCUUAUUCAUGUCUGCUUUUCCUAGUCUGUCCUGUACUUUCUGUUGACAUCAUGUGACCGCUUCUGAUGUCCUUCUAUUCUGCUCAGCAUUGGCUUUUUGUCCUUUCCUUUUUGUCAUUGGAAAGGGUGAGCCUAGAAUGCCCAUUAUCCUGUCACC